Molecule: messenger RNA, 1200 nt
Organism: Mizuhopecten yessoensis (Yesso scallop)
Lineage: Eukaryota; Metazoa; Mollusca; Bivalvia; Pectinida; Pectinidae
Product: sodium- and chloride-dependent glycine transporter 2-like
Exons: 10
Coding region: 82-1200 (372 amino acids)
Biological process (GO): sodium ion transmembrane transport
Cellular component (GO): membrane
Source: RefSeq, a predicted model, not a curated record
UUGAUUCCAUACACGUAUAUCAGUUAUAAGUCAGUUGAAUUUGAAACCGUUGGAAUUCGGGGAUAUUCUAAUUAUUUACAAAUGGCGAACACCAGUGCUGUAAACGUGAAAUGGACUUCCCGAGUCGAGUUCAUUGUAGCGUUACUUGGAUAUUCGAUUGGUAUGCCGGAAUUCUGGAGGGUACCAUAUCUUACCUACAGGAACGGAGGAGGACCUUUCAUUAUCGCCUACAUUCUACUGAUGCUGGUGUGCGGACUUCCGUUGUACUUCUUAGAGCUUGCGCUGUCUCAGUUUUCUGGCAAAGGACCGUGGAGGUUUUGGGACAUCUGUCCAUUACUGAGGGGAAUGGGCAUCGCUAUAGCAGUCAUCAACGCUUUAAGUGCCGUUAAUACAGCCAUCAUGGGAGCCUGGUCGAUUGAAUAUCAGAUCCUGAGAAUAUCUGAUGGGAUUGACUACCUUGGAACCAUCAGUGUAGUAUUCGUGGCGUAUCUGUUCGUGUUGAGACUGCUGGCCGCCAUUAGUAUUGUGAAAAGCGUUGAAAGUAUGGGCAAGAUGCUAUACGUAACCGCACUCCUUCCUGUUGUUCUAAUUGUGAUGAUCUGGAUACGAGCCCUGACCUUACCUGGAUCUACCAAAGGGAUGCUGUAUUUUGUGUCGGCUGAUUUCAGAAGGUUUGCUGACCCACAGUUGUGGAUAGAAGCCUCCUUUCAGACGUUUAUUACGCUUGGCCCGGGCUGGGGAGGACUGAUGAUGAUGGGUGCUCACAAUAAAUUCCGGACUAACUGUUUCCAAUCGUCUGUAAUAUCGACAUCAGCGACCUUGACCUUCGGUCUUCUCAAUGGCCUUGUGGUGUUUUCCGUGCUAGGCGUGAUGUCCGAGGAAAUCAAUGUUCCUAUCCCAGACCUGAUGACAUCAGGUGGUUUUUCAAUCGGAUUUAUCGCCUAUCCAAAGGCCCUGAGUUAUUUCCCCCUACCACAACUUUGGUGUGCCAUUUUUUACCUGGUCCUUCUACUACCAGGACUGGAUGCCAUGGCAAUACUGACCGAACCAUUACUGAUGAUCUUUGAAGAAAUGUUCCCUAAAAUGUUGAACAAUCGAAGGAUUCCCCUCCUGACCGUUGUUAGUGUUGUGAUGUUUCUUGCUGGUUUACCAUUUGCUACACAGUUCAACCUAACCUGGCAAGAAUGGAGAAUACUAUGA